AGCUAGGACGGCGCCUGCGUGCCGCGCAUGGAUUCCUUUCUACCAAGCAUGUGCAACAUGGCCAAGUGCGGAAAACAUGCGCGCUAGCGCCCCAGCCUUUGGUUGAUGACGCGCAUGAGCAGUCCAGAUCCCUUUUUUUUUUAGAGGCACGCCACAUCCCCACGCAUGCGUCGCUCUCCCGCUUGCUGCGCUCUGCGAGGCGCCUACUGCUCAUGCUUCAUCCCCUCCCUCCCCUUCCCCCCUUAAAGGGCCACCGCGGCUAUUAGCAGCCUUAGCCUAGGACUGGUGCGGGGCUACGCGGCUCCCCCUGCUGGGGCUGCAGCUGAGGAGGAGGAAAGGCGAGCCACCCCCUGCGAAGGUAAUGGGGGCGCGUCUCUUAAAGGGGCCAUGGCCUGUGUGGGGAGGUUCCCCAGACGGAGGUAUUGUUAGGCAGACUCUGGAGUCCCCUUAACCUCCAGACCUGGGCCCAUUGAACUCUGACCUCCAGGACUUCAAACUUUGUAACCUCCAACCUCUGUGAAGACCAACCUCGGCGGGGGGGGGGCAUCCUGUGACCCUCCCCAUGUCCCUUUCUCCCUCCAGGAGCCAGCUGGAGCAACCAGAGCCCCCCGGAGACCCCUCCCACUUGGAUGCUGCACCUAUGCAUACGGAGCCCCUGGAUUCCCCCUUCAUCCCAGGCACCCCCUACUCAGUGCUGGUGCUGCAGGAAGGGUUCAGCCAGGUGCUGCCAAAUGGGCAUACACAGGCUGACGGCACCAUCACACUGGUACGGGGGCCCCAGCUCACUCUGGUGGACACAGGAGGCCCCUGGAGGCGGAAGCGGCUACUGGAACUGCUGGCGGCCCAGGAUGUGGCCCCAGGCGACGUGUCCCAUGUUGUCUGCACCCAUGGCCACUCAGACCAUGUUGGCAACAUCAACCUGUUCCCCACAGCUACGCUGCUGGUGGGGUUCGACCUCAGCCAGGGUGAGGGGCUGUACCUGCCCCACAAUCUGGGGACUGGCACUCCCUACUCCAUCCAUCCCGGCCACAUAGAAGUGGUGCCCACACCUGGCCACACAGCUGCCCACACCAGUGUGCUGGUGCAUGGCACAGCCCUGGGCACAGUGCUAGUAGCCGGGGACCUGUUUGAGCGGCAGGACGACGAGGAUGCUUGGCGGGCACUGAGCGAAGAUCCAGCCCGGCAGGAGCGGAGCCGAUCCCUGGCCUGGGGCCACCCUUCAGUGUGCUGCGGGUGCACAGCAGCACCAAGGAGGACCAGACACCCCUGGGGAUGGGGAGAGAGACCAUGA
This is a messenger RNA of Pelodiscus sinensis (Chinese soft-shelled turtle), 1291 nucleotides long. RefSeq names its product metallo-beta-lactamase domain containing 1 (gene MBLAC1). The record is from RefSeq and is a predicted model, not a curated record. Lineage: Eukaryota; Metazoa; Chordata; Testudines; Trionychidae.